This is a messenger RNA of Colletotrichum phormii, 1320 nucleotides long. RefSeq lists its product as uncharacterized. The coding region runs from base 1 to 1320 and encodes 439 amino acids. Gene Ontology annotation, cellular component: membrane. The transcript has 6 exons. NCBI's taxonomy places the organism in Eukaryota, Fungi, Ascomycota, Sordariomycetes, Glomerellales, Glomerellaceae. Gene Ontology annotation, molecular function: carbohydrate:proton symporter activity. Gene Ontology annotation, biological process: transmembrane transport; carbohydrate transport. The record is from RefSeq and is a predicted model, not a curated record.
AUGGGCUUCAAUCUCCACGCAGAUGGGACAAACGACCCCAGUGAAGUCCGCAAAUCGGCGUAUUCACAUGAUAGCAAUCAUUGCCUCAAUGAGUGCCAUUGCCACCUAGUGGGUUACGACACCUCUGUCAUAGGUGGCACCAUGGCUCUGGAUUCCUUCCGCCAGGAUUUCGACCUUGCGGAUAGCUCGCCAGUUGUUCGUGAUACUCUCCAAGGCAACAUUGUCUCCACGUUUCAGGCAGGAUGCUUCUUUGGCGCCCUGCUCAUGUUCCCCAUGGCAGAGUGGCUCGGCCGCAAGAAGGCAAUCAUGAUCUCUGCCCUGGUCUUUCUCGUUGGCAGAACUUUCAUGACAGCCUCUCAUGGAGAAAUUGGACUCCUGAUUGCCGGAAGAGCCAUCGCCGGCUUGGGCAUUGCCCCCCCGUCCAUUCGUGGCCGCCUCAUUGGGCUUUUUGAAAUUGCAUCACAGGGAGGAGGGAUGUGCGGCUUCUGGGUAAACUACGCGGUGGAUCGCACAAUUUCAGACUCAACGCAAACGCAGUGGAUUGUGCCCCUCGGCUUGCAGCUGCUUCCGGGAGUCCUCUUGUUCUUUGGCAUUUUCAUCUGUCCCGAAUCGCCGAGGUGGCUGGCAAAGAACGACAGCACCAAGCUUUUUGCGACGGGCUUUUACGGUAUAGCCAAGACCCUGGGCAUGGUCAUCUUCAACGUCUGGCUCGCCGAAAAAGUCGGCCGGCGCAAUGGUCUCAUCUGGGGCGCCUUCGUCGGAUCCCUUCCAAUGUGGUACAUUGGUGGCUUCACGUUUCUUGCCGACCCCGCCGGCCAGGCGGCUGCUGGGAAUACCGACCGCAAUGCAUGGGGGUAUAUCGCCAUGGUUUGCGUGUAUCUCUAUGGCUUGAUCUACUGCGCCACUUGGCAAGGCAUCACAUGGCUGUACUGCAGCGAGGUAUUCGGCUUAGACAUCCGCAUGCUCUGUGUCGCAAUCACGACCGCAGACCAAUGGCUAUGGAGCUUCAUCUCGAGAACUACGCCUUACACGAUUACGUCGCUCGGCUACGGGACUUACAUGUUCUUUGGUGCUCUCAUGAUCCUGAUGGGCGUUUGGGCUUUCUUCUUCGUACCCGAGACCAAAGGUCUCACUCUCGAAGAUAUGGAUCUACUCUUCAUGAGGAGCAUGCACACCACGGUCUGGACCGCAUUGCGAGAACGCAAGAGCGUCAAGGAUGUCUUGGCGGAUACUUCGCCCGCCGCUGUCUAUGCGACUGGCUCGGAGGAGAAGGAGAUUCGGUUAGAAUACGUGGAUACUGUGGAAGACAACAUGAAGUAA